Molecule: messenger RNA, 1790 nt
Organism: Brassica rapa (field mustard)
Lineage: Eukaryota; Viridiplantae; Streptophyta; Magnoliopsida; Brassicales; Brassicaceae
Product: dihydrolipoyllysine-residue acetyltransferase component 4 of pyruvate dehydrogenase complex, chloroplastic
Biological process (GO): pyruvate decarboxylation to acetyl-CoA
Cellular component (GO): pyruvate dehydrogenase complex; chloroplast envelope; chloroplast thylakoid
Molecular function (GO): dihydrolipoyllysine-residue acetyltransferase activity
Source: RefSeq, a predicted model, not a curated record
GGGGUUCACCAAUGCUCAUGCUCUAAGGCGCUUAACGAACUUCGACCUCGUCUUCUCCGUCAACUUCACUCCUUUAAACCUCUCAGAUCUCUCACUGUCAUUCAUCGAAUAGCAACAAUGGCGGCGUCUUCUUCGUUUUUAUCAACAGCUUCGCUAUCCAAUCCCAAGUCCACCAUUUCAUUCGCUUCCUCCGUCUCCCCUGCUCCCAUCCCUUCCCUCCGCCGCGUCGUUUUCCGCUCUCCGUCUUCUCACCGCAGAGUAAUGACGGUCCGAUCCAAGAUUCGCGAGAUUUUCAUGCCGGCGCUAUCCUCCACCAUGACGGAAGGCAAAAUCGUCUCCUGGAUCAAAACCGAAGGCGAGAAACUCGCUAAAGGAGAGAGUGUCGUCGUUGUUGAGUCCGAUAAGGCCGAUAUGGACGUGGAAACCUUCUACGACGGUUAUCUCGCCGCGAUCGUCGUCGGAGAAGGAGAAACAGCUCCGGUAGGCGCUGCAAUCGGAUUGCUGGCGGAGACUGAGGCUGAAAUCGAAGAAGCUAAGAACAAAGCCGCCUCGAAACCUUCCUCCUCCGCCGUUGUUCCAUCUCCUCCUCCAGCUACUUCAUCCCCCGCUCCGGCGAUCGCUCAGCCUUCUCCGGCGGCAGCGGCGUCAGAUGGUCCGAGGAAAACCGUAGCGACGCCGCAUGCUAAGAAGCUCGCGAAGCAGCACAAAGUGGAUAUCGGAUCCGUUGCAGGAACUGGACCAUUCGGUAGGAUCACGGCUUCCGAUGUGGAGGCGGCGGCUGGAAUAGCUCCCACCGUGACACCACCGCCUCCUCCUCCUCCUCCUGCAGCUGCACCAACACCAACAGCGAAAGCUACCACCACUAGCUCGCCUCCUCUAUUGCCUGACGCCAGCAUCGUCCCCUUCACAGCAAUGCAAUCAGCAGUAUCCAAAAACAUGAUUGAGAGUCUCUCCGUUCCAACGUUCCGUGUUGGUUACCCAGUGAACACUGAUGCACUCGACGCACUCUACGAGAAGGUGAAGCCAAAGGGUGUGACAAUGACUGCUUUAUUGGCUAAAGCUGCAGGGAUGGCUCUUGCUCAGCAUCCUGUGGUGAACGCUAGCUGCAAAGAUGGCAAGAGUUUUAGUUACAAUAGUAACAUUAACGUUGCGGUUGCUGUUGCCAUCAAUGGCGGGUUGAUUACGCCUGUUCUACAAGAUGCUGAUAAGUUGGAUUUGUACUUGUUAUCUCAAAAAUGGAAAGAGCUGGUGGGGAAAGCUAGAAACAAGCAAUUGCAACCUCAUGAAUACAACUCUGGAACUUUCACUUUAUCGAAUCUCGGUAUGUUUGGAGUGGAUAGAUUUGAUGCUAUUCUUCCUCCAGGACAGGGUGCUAUAAUGGCGGUUGGAGCUUCGAAACCAACUGUAGUUGCUGAUAAGGAUGGGUUCUUCAGUGUGAAAAACAAAAUGCUGGUGAAUGUGACAGCAGAUCAUCGUAUUGUCUACGGAGCUGAUUUGGCUGCUUUCCUUCAAACCUUUGCAAAGAUCGUUGAGAAUCCAGAUAGCUUGACCUUGUAGUAGAAGUCAAUGAGCCGUUUUUUUUUCUCAAGUAAACAAAAAGAAGAAGUGUUUUGAUUGUUACACUGUUCUUUCUUUUGCAGAUUGGUUCACUUGUAUCUGUAGUUUUGGACCUGUGUUGUGUCUUGGUUUUCCCGGAGUAAUCAUUUUGGGUUUUACACAAAUAAUUUCAGCUUUGAAAUGGUUUUCCCGGAGUAAUCAUUUCAGUAGACGCCGCCCAUUAUCUAUCAUCA